AUGAAGAGUAGCGCCUCGAACUUUUUGCGAGUCAGUAGUCAGGAUACCGAUAAAAGGGUCUCAUUCCUGAAAUCCGCUCAGAAUCAAAAUUCUCAAGAAAAAUUACCUGAUGUGAAGGAAUCAUUUGUGAAGAAAAGAAAAUCUCUGAGCCACUCUAUCAGUCAGUUGUCUUCAUGGCCUGCAUACGCACCAGGACACAUUAUCUUGCAGAAUCGAAAACCUUGCACUACCUCUGAAUGGCAAAGCAUCAACAAAGAGCAGCUUCCUCUUUCCAUACCAAAACCACGCUACCUCGAAGAUCUGGAAUCCCAUUUGAGGAGAGAGCUGCAAGCACUUGACCUUACUAAAGGGAAAGUUCAGGAACUUAGACUCCAGCCCUAUAGAGAAGUAUUUGAGUUCUUCAUGGAAGAAUUCAGAACCUACAAGCCUUUGUUAGCUUCUAUCAAGAAAGAGUAUGAACUUACUAUAGCAUAUCUGAAAGAGAAGAUCUACUCCCUGGAGUCAGUGAAUGCCAUUCUGGUCACAGCCUCUGAUCAAUGUACUCGGCAAAUCCUGGCCUUUCAGGAGCAAGAGAAAAUACAAAUUGCAAAGCUGAAAGAUGAGAGGAUCCACUUACUGAAGCUUAUUGACAAAAUGAAGGAGGAGAAAUAUUCUUUAGAAACCCAGGUGGCUAAGAUGCGGAAGGCGGUGGCAGAGGAAUACCUCCGUUACCUGAAUGAGUCUGAUGCCCGCAAGCUGCUACUUAUAGAUCUCAAUGAAAUGUACCGUCUGAAGGAGGAAAUGAAGUUUUCCCAAGUUGAAGAUGAAAAGGGGGAAGAUUCAGUGAAGCUGGUGCUCGCUUUAAAGGUAGCACGACACGACCUCACCAAAGCCCAAGUGGAGCUGAACACCAUGAAAGCAAACUAUGGAGAUGUGGUGCCCAGAAGAGAGUUUGAGCUGCAGGAAAAAAUAUGUAAUGAAUUGACUGAAAAGAUGACAACUCUUCAAAAAGACUUUGAUGAUCUCCAAGAAGAAUAUGACACAAUGCUGGACAUACACAAGCAAGUUUCUGAGGAACGGGACAAGUUCUAUAAUGACCUUAUCAAUGUCCAGCGGUCCUCCACACCGCGGCCUAGCUGGGGAAAAUGUGCAGAUGUGAUUGCUGAUGGGGCUGAGCGCUGGAGUGCUUUGUCAGAGGACAAAACUAGUGACCAGUUGGUAGACGUGCUUUUGGAAGAAAUUGGUGCGGGACUUCUAAGAGAGAGGGACACCUUCGUGGCACUGGGGAGAGGCGAGAAGGUUCCUGUGUACCUGAGGUGUGAUGGUGUGGUUAAGAAUAAGAAGCUGAGCAAAAAGGAGAUUGUGGCCAUUCUGAAGGAAAUAUGGAAAGAGAAAAUUGCAUCAGAUCUACAGAAAGGAAAACAAUCCAGCCUUCCAGAGUUCUUCCUGAACUUCUUCCAGAAAAAGUAUGGUGACGCUCCUGCUUUUGACUGGACUUACAGUGUUUAUGAAAACAUCAAGCUCUAUAAAUCGAAUGAAGCCAUGUCGUUAUUUCAUCAAAUCCUGACUGGAGAGCUGGAUGAAGCAGUAUACCACAGCCACUUCCAGGAACUUUCCAACCUCAUAAGGGAGCUGACGGCUGCUGAUACCGCAAAUACUGGCCAGCUGACAUGCAAUGAGUUCAUCCUUGCCCUGAGGGCAACUUUUCCACUAAAGACCGAUGAAUCGCUCCAGGAGUUAAUUGUAGCUGCAGGCUACAAACCGGAGUAUCCUGAAACCGCUCUUUCGUACAAGCUCUUAUUUGUAGAGGAUGAGGAAGGAAAAACAGAACCUUUUGUUAGGAAGCUCAAGAAGCAAUAUGCGAAUGAAAAAAAAGACUAUAUCCGUGAGAUACAGGCUCAAUUGGGAACCUUGAUGGAAGUGAGACCAGAUGACUUGCGGGCAGCUUUCUGCAUACUCGACCAUGGUUUGUCAGAGCGAACCCUGGAGUCUUACAUCUGUUAUGCAUACCAAGUUUCCAAAGAGCAACUGGACCCUGCGGUCUCCAUUCCCAUAGAAAUACUGAUGAAAAGGCUUAAGGCUGGAGAUAUCAGACGACAAGGAACUGUUAUAGGAGAUGCAAAGUAUCAGCUCCAAUCCCAUGCUUUAGAAGAAACAGAAGCUCUUGUCAAUAUUUAAAUUGGCCACACCCUAUUCCCACCCCUUCCAAGGGUAACUAGAGUAAUAAAUUUUACAGAAUAGUAA
Messenger RNA from Lacerta agilis (Sand lizard), 2223 nucleotides. RefSeq names its product translin associated factor X interacting protein 1 (gene TSNAXIP1). The record is from RefSeq and is a predicted model, not a curated record. Bases 1 to 2157 code for a protein of 718 amino acids. NCBI's taxonomy places the organism in Eukaryota, Metazoa, Chordata, Lepidosauria, Squamata, Lacertidae. Gene Ontology annotation, cellular component: cytoplasm. The transcript has 17 exons.